AGAUGAUUGUGAAACAUAAACAGGAAGCGGCUAGGCCUGAGGACAGCCAUUACUGUGUCGUGGCUCUGUAACAAAACACGAAGGUAUAGAGGAAGAAGCGAAUUGCGGACUCUCAUUUCACCAGAAGGCCGAUUUUCAUGAUUUUAAGAGAAAACAUAUUUAGUCAAUUGAUAUACACUUAGAUAGCUAACGGGAUUCACCAGCUCCGGAUAUGUCCUUCAUAUUUGAUUGGAUUUAUAGUGGUUUCAGUAGCGUACUGCAGUUUCUAGGACUGUACAAGAAAUCGGGCAAGUUAGUAUUUCUUGGACUGGACAAUGCUGGCAAGACAACGCUACUGCACAUGCUCAAAGAUGACAGAUUGGGACAGCAUGUGCCAACUUUACAUCCAACCUCGGAAGAGCUGACGAUUGCUGGCAUGACCUUCACCACCUUUGACCUUGGAGGCCAUGCACAAGCUCGCAGAGUGUGGAAAAACUACCUCCCCGCCAUCAACGGCAUCGUCUUCCUUGUGGAUUGCUUGGACAUCCCGAGAUUGGCCGAGUCCAAAACAGAACUUGAUGCACUAAUGACAGAUGAGACCAUUGGAAACGUGCCGAUCCUGGUCCUUGGCAACAAGAUUGACAGACACGAAGCCAUCAGCGAGGAGAAACUGCGUGAGCUGUUUGGAUUGUAUGGACAGACAACGGGCAAGGGCAACAUUCCCAUGAAGGAGUUGAACACGAGACCACUGGAGUUGUUCAUGUGCAGCGUGCUGAAGAGGCAGGGCUACGGGGAGGGCUUCCGCUGGCUCUCCCAGUACAUCGACUAGAACCCCGGCAGGAGGAGGCGCGACAGGGAGACUCCCCACUUCUACCACCACCGCCACCACACUCAGUCCCAUGUUUGGUUUAUAAAGUCUGCCUCCACUAUCAGAAAAAAACAGUACAACUUGAACCCAAUAGACUUUUAUUGGUCUCCAGAACAUUUUUUGUGUGGCUUUUUUUUCUUCCUUUACUCUCUUUUUCUAAGAAUUAACAUAGCAUUGAUUCUGCAGAACCGUUGAAAAAAAAUUCUAACUGAUGAAUCUUUUCUAUUUUGUUUCAAUCUUUUCACCUCCCCCAUGACAUCUGUUGGUGUGGUAAAUGCAUUCUAACUCUAAAUCUGUAAAUUAAUCUAAUGGUAUAGGCCCACCGUACCCUUCCGACACAUUUUGAGCAGUGAGACAGAGCUGAGUAGUUGUACACGUCGCAAUACAUAUUUUUUUAAACUUGAAAGAAAACAUGCAGAUGUGACUCGUGUUUAAAUCAUGUUUCAUUCAUUUUUGUUUCUUCAUCCUAUAUAUAUUUUUUUACAUUAUUUCAGUAAACAUAGAAAGAAAUGUAGACCGCAGUACUCGCCCUUCUGUGGCUCUGUCAUACUCUUAUAAUGCAGAGCCCUGCAUUGAUCUACGUUAAUGUAUUGGGGGAAAAGUUAAAUUCCUUAAGAUGUCACUUAAUGGUAUUUCAAGAUCACAUUUCAUCAACACUGCAAUGACUAUUCCCAGGCUCCAAGACAUGAGUGUAGGUAGGCCAACGGGUUGUAGGCAGCAUGGACCUCUCGUAUGGUGUGAGAAGAAGGUAGAAAGGACCAGGGACCACAAUGGGAAGGUACAUUUUAAUUCAGAAGAAGGAAAAGGAAAGUAACUAUUGGCUAUAUAACCAUCUCUUUGAGUCUGAGGUUCGAAGUUGAAAUUCUUAGCUAGCAGACAAGAUCAGAAAGAUAUUUAACUGUGAAUUAAAUGAUUGAAAAUAACAUGCAGUAAAAAGUGGUUGGUUUCAUGUAACAUCUAGUAGUUGUCAAUGUUAUAAAGCCAUUUUACUGAUGAGUUCCCUGAGCAGACACGAACAGGAUGAAUAUAUUGACCAAGUAAGAUAUGAGGAGUAGUCCAUGAGUGGGAAUGGAUAGGCAUAUGAAAACCUAUAAGAAAGAAUGUACAUGCCCACCAUAGAUUUUUUUUUUUUAUAAGCGGUUUCCUUGAUCAAUGUGCUUUAUAAAAAAAAAAACUAUUAUGCAUGCCUUGUUCUUUGAUUUUGAAUGACCAUCUACAGAAGUACAACACGAGGGAGGAAAUGCCAAAUUACAAUGUUAAGAAUUGAGUGCUUAUCUCAAAACGUGUUUUUUUUCUUUCAGAACCAUAAUUGAAUGGCGCAUAAUACUUUUUUUUGUUCUGUCCCUUUGCGUCUCUUUAAUCUCUCGUAUUCCAUGAGCUGUUCCGGUAAGAGAGAGACUGUUUGCAUCAUAAAUUGUAAUAAAUGUUUGCAAUGAAUAACAGGUUAA
Messenger RNA from Oncorhynchus kisutch (coho salmon), 2295 nucleotides. Its product is annotated as GTP-binding protein SAR1a. The record is from RefSeq and is a predicted model, not a curated record. Gene Ontology annotation, biological process: intracellular protein transport. Gene Ontology annotation, molecular function: GTPase activity; GTP binding. The transcript has 7 exons. The coding region runs from base 212 to 808 and encodes 198 amino acids. Lineage: Eukaryota; Metazoa; Chordata; Actinopteri; Salmoniformes; Salmonidae.